Messenger RNA from Amoebophrya sp. A25, 2230 nucleotides. The record is from the annotation of a GenBank genome assembly. NCBI's taxonomy places the organism in Eukaryota, Dinophyceae, Syndiniales, Amoebophryaceae.
GCGAAUGAUAAUGUACAACCUUCGUCAGCACAGGACGACGUCGCUGCGCCGGUUGAGGUGAAACCUCCCUCAUCAACGCGACCCUCUGGAGGCGUCAUGUCCAUUAGGCAGUCACUACGAACAUCAUCUGGGGUGACAAGAAGCUCUCUUGCUUCAUCUUCAGGUUGUACAGCUAGGAUGUCGACUAAUUCCACCAGAGCGAGAAUGGGAUUGCCACUUCGUGCAGGAGGAGAACCUCCGCGACCAUCAAAUCAUGAAGUAGAAGAACCUGUGGUACUAGAUUUAUCUGAAUCGCAAUCUUCUUCGAAGUCCACUAGCAACAUGAACACCUUGACUGAUCAAAAUCUUCCAAUAAAGACAAGUAGCAGCGGAGUGGGUGGUGGAGCAAGAGGCGGUCCACAACAAGACUACGCUGCGCGCCUACGCAGUGGUUUGGAGGCUAGGAUAUGGAAGCAGCUUCAUAGUCCUGAUUUCAGAAAGAAGAUAGAAGCCACGACUAGUUCAGCUAAAUCUAGUCCAGGAUCCAUGGAUCCGUCUGCUAAAAAAAAGAAAGCAGAGCUGCAGGAGAAAGAGAGAGACGAGCCACAACUACAACACUUGAAGAACGAGAAAGAGAAUAAAGUAGUAGAUAAAGAACAGCAGGAUCAGGAGGAAGAUGACCACGAUGCAGAUCGUGAGGACGCGAUCAGGAGAGCACAGUUACGAAGUAAACUACGUGGACAAUUGCACACCUGUCUGGCUGAGCUAUCCGAUUUGCAUCAAUUAAGGCUGUACCUUGAAACGUAUCUUACUUUGGACGCAUGAUGAUCCUUGAAACGUAUCUUACUUUGGACGCAUGACUCUUGAAACGUAUCUUACUUUGGACGCAUGAUGAUCCUUGAAACGUAUCUUACUUUGGACGCAUGAUGAUCCUUGAAGAAACGUAUGGACGAGGAGUAUCCGAAGGGAACAAUACUCCCCCAUUAUACUACUUACUUAUUUUCAAGGAUGCACUUGAAAGACGAACAAUUACGGACACAGCUCUAAAUCAAGAGCAGACACGAGCGUUAGAACUAGGAAUGCGAAGACAUUUCGAGAUGGAGAUGAGUCUUCGGAGGAUGAAAGAAGUGAAACACUUCACUUCUGCAGAGAAACAAAUGAGUCUAGAACAAGGUCGUGGCACUUCUUCAUCUCCAACUAGAACCUCCUCUCCUGCUCUUGUAGCUAAUGGAAAUGCAACAAGUGGAGGAAGUGGUGCUUUCAACAGGAGUCCUCCAAAGGCUCCGCCACAAGGAGUGGUGACUCCUGGAGAAGAUGUUGUGGACGAGAAGCAGAAGGUUCUUGAGAGUGCAAAGAAAGAAAAAGAGGAUGCUGAGGCUGAAGCAAAGCGAAAACACGACGCUCAACUGCAAGCUGCACUGAAUUUUGAUUCACUCAAGAGUGGAUUAUUUAUCGGGAAAAAGCAACAUGCUAAGAAAAACAAGCUGAAGCAAGAACAGAAUACUUCUAGUAAAACAGCAGCUGGUACUAGCAGUAGGACGGGUGGAGCCGGAGGAGGCACAACAAAGACAGCAGCAACCACGAGUACAACUAGUGCUGCUGUUAGAAAGCUUAGUGGGGGCGCUGCACAGUCUAUGAGGGCAACGGGAAGUACUGGCACGCGCCCAGGAAUGAAGUAGAAACUCAAACUUUUUAUUUUGCGUGAUCGUGAUCUUGUUUCGCAAGAAGUUACAAGUAAUUCUGGCAUUUUCAGAUUCAGUUUCAGAGUUUUUAGCACGAAAUCUACGACGAGGAUAAUUCGCACGACGAGUACUGAUACUUACAGUCACCAGAAAAGUAACACAAGUCGAUUGAUGAAAAAUAAAACAACCUUAACAUGGAGUUGUUUGUUCUUGAUUUUUUCCGAUAUGCAUAGAAAAUUAUUCGGACUACCGAUUCUUGAGUUCUUCUGUUCUUUUUCGUUGUGUAUCUCGACCGUUUCUCUCUCGUAAAUAAGAAAAGGCUUGCUUCUAUGAUUCCUUACUAAUUCUUUUUUCAUUUCAGUUCUUACAGUUUCGAAUUCGAGAGUCCUUUACCCUCCAGUCCACCGAAUUACCUUCCCCCUACAAGUAAGGACCUGCUCCUGAUGCGGUUGUUUUCUCUACUCCGGCCGUGAGAAGCUAAAGUGCAUAAAUUAUCGGUUUCUUCACGACUGUAAGGUAACGUAGAAUUGAGCAGUUGCCUGACAUCAAACAGGCUGACGAACACGGAG